Molecule: messenger RNA, 3192 nt
Organism: Cherax quadricarinatus
Lineage: Eukaryota; Metazoa; Arthropoda; Malacostraca; Decapoda; Parastacidae
Source: RefSeq, a predicted model, not a curated record
GGAGGAGGUGACGUCAUUUCAACAGUAACAAUGGCGCUUCUCUGGACAAUUCUCGCAACCUUCGCUGUUUUUUCAACUUCCUCGGGAGAGGAUGCCUUCCAGAACAUCCUCACAGACGUGACAUCCUGCGAGGAGUCCUGUAGCAAGUCCUACUCUCCUCACACUAACCCUGAUUCACGUGAUGUUGUUGCUUGUGGCCAAGGAUGUCGCUUCUACUCUAUUAGUGAGUUUGUCAUGGAAGAUCAUCCUGACCAUGGCAACACAAUUGAUGGCAGUGAUGCAAAUCCAGUAAAGAAUGCUUGCUACAAUGGUAAGAGAGCUUUAGUAAUACAGUGGACCCCCGCCUUACGAUAUUAUUUCAUUCCAGAAGUAGAAGUAGAUGAGGGUCCUUCAAUACAUCUGCUGAGUCCAAUCAUGCAGGUUCAUGCAGUGUACUCCUCCUUCGUUGGGGCCGUUCACAUUGUCCGCUCGUCGCUGGUCACAUACUUUAUGAGUGAUGACAACUCUGUUGUGGCUGUAGAGUCUCAGCCCAAGUUCAUUAUGGAAGUUUUGCCUGAGGAUGACAAGUCUGCCAGAGAGGAGCAACAGCAGCAACCCAGGGAAUGUGAGUGCAGUUAUAAUGGGUUAAGUGUGGAAGCAGAUCCAAUGUCCAUGCCGGUUAAGUUGGUACGACCCGAGGACCUGACCCGACUGAGCCUGACCGAUGAGGAUGAUCUCCAAGCACCAGCACUUCCCACCAAGGUCAAGCUCCCAGAUUCUAUUAUCUAAUGUGAAUCUAAUUGUAAAUUGUUGUGUAUCAUAAUUAAAAAUAUAUGAUUCAGUUUAAUAAAUUAGCUUGAAUGUUAAUGUGUAGAUUACCUUAUAUAGUAAGCAUCAUAAAUAUGUAAAUGCAUAAGUAUGCUUUCAGCAGACUAUUAGCUGACAGUUUCAAGAUGUGCCAGGGCAACAUUUGUAUAUAACACAGUGCCUGUCAUCAUACUUCCAAAGACAUAAAUAAUUGGGUAAGUGAUAGUGAAGUUUCAACCUUUGAUGAUCUUACUGGUAACUCACUGGACUUAAAUCCAAUAGAGAACUUAUGGAACCUCAUUAAGUGUAAGCUUCAUGGCAUGGACAUGACUACUAUCACCACACUGGAAUGCCAUUAAGCAGGUGUGAGAGGAUAUAAACUCUCUUAUCCUCCAUACUUGAGAGUUGUCAGUACCUAGGAGAUGUAAGGAGUACAUCGAGAGGAAGGAUAACCUGGUGAUAUACUAGGUUAGGAGAGGAACUCAAUUAAAAGUAUGCUCAGUGGAAGGCACCUAUCAUAAUUUAUUGUUCAAAGUAAUACCUCAUCCUGAUAGAUUUGUCAGUGAGAAAAAUUAUGCUGGUUCUGCAACUCAAAGUGGGAUUCUUAAGACUACUUUCUGGUUGCAUAUUAAGUGCAUUCCAGGCUUCUGUGGUGAAUGGUUUUGUCAUGGCACCUCUGUAACGUGUGGUGGAUGGUUUUGUGUCACGGCACCCCUGUAAUGUGUGGUGGAUGGUUUUGUGUCACGGCACCCCUGUAAUGUGUGGUGGAUGGUUUUGUGUCACGGCACCCCUGUAAUGUGUGGUGGAUGGUUUUGUGUCAUGGCAUCCCUGUAAUGUGUGGUGGAUGGUUUUGUGUCACAGCACCCCUGUAAUGUGUGGUGGAUGGUUUUGUGUCACAGCACCCCUGUAAUGUGUGGUGGAUGGUUUUGUGUCACGGCACCCCUGUAAUGUGUGGUGGAUGGUUUUGUGUCAUGGCACCUCUGUAAUGUGUGGUGGAUAGUUUUGUGUCAUGUCAUGACACCCCCGUGCUGUGUGAUGGAUGGUUUUGUCAUGGCACCCCUGUACUGUGUGAUUGUGAGGACCAAGUUUAUCAGUCGUUUCUGGCUAUUGAAUUAACCCUUAAACUGUCCAAACGUAUUUCUACGUUCGCUCGCGUAGCGCUUCGAGCGUAGAUCUACAUUUUUUUACAUUCUUAUGGGGAAAAUAAAGGUCGGAGCCCUACGGGUAAAAAUGUAGAUCUAUGUUUGGACAGUUUAAGGGUUAAAUAAGAGGAGUAAGUAACUGUCAUGAGACAAUUACAAAGAUCAUUGGAUUACACAAGGCAGGCCAUCAAACAAAGGAAAUAGCAGAAGCCUCUGAUGCCUGUGAGAGUCCAGCAAGGACCUGGUUGUGUCAGUUCUUUGAGGACAAUGUUAAUGACAUGCUUACAACAAAACUACAUCUAGGGAAGCCUUGAAAAACAUCCUCACUAAUGUUAACUGUAACAAGAUUCCUAGAAUUGCUCUUAUUAUUUGCCUAAAUCUUGCACACACUGUGGUGCAAAGUUUUUAUGAAAGACAGUUCUCCUUGGCACACCUUGAAAUCUCUUGUUCACUUCUUCAGUGACUGGCCAGGAUAUUCCCCAGACUUGAACCCUGUUGAGAACCUCUGGGCUGUGAUAGUGAGAACUACUAGAGGAAGGAUAUCAACCCACUCCCAUGGCUUUAGGAUGCCACCAUGAUUCAGGGUUGAAUUUACGCCAUGAAACCCUGGUGAAUGUGUGUUAAUCACUUCCUAGACUGUUUAAGGAUGUUGUAGAGUGCAGGGGGAUGCCCUAUUUUGUGGUUUUUAGGUAGGUGGGGCCAGCAUACUUCAGUGAUGAGUACCAUAUUUCAUUUGCUUAAAACAAUUAUGGUGAGCAUUCUCAUUAUCUGUGUGAUUAUUCACAUGUAUAUACAUGUAUAUAUAUAUAUGAUGUUUACUGUAUACCUGGAGGGUGUUCCAGGUCAGUGCCCCCAUGGUGAAUCAGGGCCCACUUAACCAGGCUGUUACUGCCAGCUGCAUACAAACCCACAUAUGAACCACAGUCUGGUUGGUCAGGCACUCGCUUGAGGUGUCAAGUGAGUACCUGACCAGCCAGACUUGUAGUGUCAAGUGUUGGCUAACCUGAUUUUUUUUCACCCAAAGGACAAACAAUUCAGAUGCCUUUUAAAAAUUUACCCUAGUGCUCUAAUUGAUUUUUAAUUUACAUGCAGCAAAACAGGAGCACUGCAGUUGGUCCCCUUGAUUAUUUUUUUUUCAAGGAUAUUUCAGAUAUCAACAAAGGGAAAGAAAGUAGUGGGCAUAAGGUAGAUUUUAUAUAUGAAUGUUCAUUAUAUUUGGUGUUCCCACUUUUGUAAAUGCUACACAAUAAACCAAUGAAAUUUU